CGGCAAUUAAAAUAUGCCUUGGAGAAAAAAAUUUUAGCAGGCAGGCCAUUAGGCGUUAGGGACAGUCGCCAACUAGAAAAUAGCUCAAACGUCGUCGCCGCUUGUGCUACAAGAUUCUAUUCUGAUUCUUUUACCUUUGCUCCUUGUUCGUUAGAAGGGUUCGUUUAACCAGAUCAAAACACUUGAGAAGAAGUGCAUAUUCACCCUCUGACCAAAACCAAAGCAAAAACAAGUGAUGCCUUCUUCCAUCUAAGUUCUUGCUAUGCACAUAAGCUGCUUGAAGAAAUGGCCGACCUGAAUUUGGUUAUGCCUUGGCCUAGGAGCUAGGACUCGGACAUAAAGGGAAGAAGAAACCUAAUAAUUCUUUGGUUUCCCUUUUGCCUGUAUGGUAAUCUUUAUUUGUUAGUCAGUUCACUUCGAAAACGCUUCAGAAAAAAAAAAAAAAAAGUUGUCUACUUCGAAGAAGGAGUAGUGAAUUUUAAAACAUGGGAAAAGCAUCGAGGGAUAAGAGGGAUAUCUACUAUCGAAAAGCUAAAGAAGAAGGUUGGCGUGCUCGAAGUGCCUUUAAGCUUCUUCAGAUAGAUGAGGAAUUCAACAUAUUUGAAGGGGUUAAGCGUGUGGUAGAUUUGUGCGCUGCACCCGGUAGCUGGAGUCAGGUUUUGAGCCGUAAAUUAUAUAUGCCGGCAAAGCUUUCACAAGAUUCAAGGGAUGAUGAUCUUCCUCUUAUUGUGGCUAUUGACUUGCAACCCAUGGCUCCAAUUGAAGGUGUUAUUCAAGUACAGGGUGACAUCACCAAUGCCCGGACAGCUGAAGUGGUCAUUAGACAUUUUGAUGGCUGCAAAGCUGACCUGGUUGUAUGUGAUGGUGCACCUGAUGUCACUGGUCUUCAUGAUAUGGAUGAGUUUGUUCAGUCUCAACUCAUACUAGCGGGUUUGACUAUUGUCACACAUGUACUUAGAGAAGGUGGAAAAUUUAUUGCGAAGAUAUUUCGUGGAAAAGAUACAAGUCUUCUUUACUGCCAGCUCAAAUUAUUUUUCCCUGUUGUUACUUUUGCAAAACCAAAAAGUAGCCGCAAUUCCAGCAUUGAGGCAUUUGCAGUUUGUGAGAAUUAUUCCCCUCCUGAGGGAUUUAAUCCAAAAGACUUGCAUCACCUCCUGGAAAAGGUUGGAAGCCCCUCAGGCGUGGACGAUCUAGAUUGCAGCAGUGGGUGGUUGGAAGGCCCGAAUAAGGUUUAUAUUCCAUUUCUAGCUUGUGGGGACCUCAGUGGGUAUGAUUCUGACCGAUCAUAUCCACUGCCGAAAGGUUCUCAGGGCACUUAUCAGAGCUUGGACCCGGUACAGCCCCCAAUUGCUCCUCCUUACAAGAGAGCUCUUGAAAUGAAGAAAGCUUCUAAUCAUGGCAUCAAAGAGCUUGAAAAGCUCUCCUUGGAUUCUUGAUCUUCCCUCUGAAUUUUUUGUUUUUCAAUUUAUCUUUUUCCCUUACACAGAAUCUCAACGAAUUUUGAAGGGUUAAUUUUGUUGUAGUUGGAUAUUACUGGCAGACAUACAAUGAUUACCAUGUCCUAAUUAAUUAUGAUUUCUCAUGAUGAUCAAUUCAAUGUCUCAAAUCAUUGGUAGAUCUUAA
This is a messenger RNA of Hevea brasiliensis (rubber tree), 1623 nucleotides long. RefSeq names its product putative tRNA (cytidine(32)/guanosine(34)-2'-O)-methyltransferase. The record is from RefSeq and is a predicted model, not a curated record. Lineage: Eukaryota; Viridiplantae; Streptophyta; Magnoliopsida; Malpighiales; Euphorbiaceae. Gene Ontology annotation, biological process: tRNA methylation; cytoplasmic translation. The transcript has 13 exons. Gene Ontology annotation, molecular function: tRNA methyltransferase activity. Bases 486 to 1436 code for a protein of 316 amino acids. Gene Ontology annotation, cellular component: cytoplasm.